AUGCGUAAUCGAUUGAUUUCUGUGCUGUCGUGUCUCGCCGCAUGCGCUGCCGGCCAAACCUUUCAGCGCCUGGGAGGUUGCCCUGACCUGGGCUGCGUCUUUCCACCCGACCAGGUUGACUUCCUUGCUGGCCAGUACUUCGACAUCCGUCUCGAGGUUCAUUCUCCCGUCAAUGGCUCCGAGGCGCGUGUAGGAGAGCCAGACCCCAAUUUCACUUUCACCAUCACCAAGAAGGGCGGCAGCCCUAUUGCUGCUGCGGACUUCUUCCAAGUCGAUGAGCCCAAGCUGGAGAGAUGGAACUUCACCUGGUAUGAAGACCUUUUCGCUAAGGACUUAGAGAAGCCCUCUCUGGUCAAUGUCACCGCCAAGGCCUACAGACGGGUUGCCCUCUAUGAACCUGGUGAGUAUGAGGCUACCUUGACCUACUACGGAAGCCAAAAGACCGUUGCCAACUGGCUCGUUCGUGACCUGCCUACAAAGCGGCGUGCGAAGAACGUGCUCCUCUUCAUCGGCGACGGCAUGACUACCAACAUGAUCACUGCUGCUCGUCUCAUGGCUCACCGCAGCAUCAAUGGCAAGUACAUGACCAAGAUGGCGCUGGACAAGUUCCCAGUCCUGGGCCACCAGAUGACCCACUCCAUGGAUUCGUUCAUCACCGACUCGGCCAACUCUGCGACAGCCCUGUACACAGGUCAUAAGACUACUGUCAAUGCGCUGAAUGUCUAUGUUGAUUCCUCUAAAGACCCUUUCGACGACCCGAAGUUUGAGAUUAUCACCGAGAUUUUCCGCCGUCGGUUUCCUCUCAGCGGUGUUGGUAUUGUGACCACAGCUUUCCUGGCCGAUGCCACUCCUGCUGGACUGACUGCUCAUACCAGCAAGCGAAGCAAAUUUGAUCAUGUCAUUGACGCUUUCUAUGAAGGUGGUGUGAGCACCCACAACUGGACUGGCUGGGAUGGCCCUGAUGUGGUCCUCGGCACUGGCGCAGAGAACUUCCUCAAGACCAAGGACGCACCGCAUGACUACUACCCCCUCUUUACUGAGAAGGGUUAUAGUUUGGCCUGGAACAACACCGCCAUGCAGAAUGCCCCCACCGAUGAGAAGCUGCUGGGUGUCUUUCAGACUGACAAUCUCGCUGUCUGGCUCGACCGCAAUGUCUACAAGGAUAACCUUCUCAACCAGAGCAACUACCCCGACGGCUCAGCUCGUGAUGCCGUCGAUCUGCCCGGGCUCAAGGAGAUGACACUCAAGGCCAUCGACGUGCUUCAGGAGCGACAUGACGACGAGGGCUGGUUCCUCAUGUCCGAGGCUGCCAGUAUCGACAAGCAGAUGCACUCUCUGGACUACGACCGUGCCUUGGGAGAGCUUCUCGAGCUCGACGAUACUGUACGCGCGACCAUUGAGAAGCUCGAGUCCCUUGGCCAGCUCGAGGACACCCUCAUUCUCGUCACGGCUGACCACGGCCAUGGCUUCGACGUCACCGGCUCGGUUGACACCAAAUACCUCAACGCCCAGCACGACGAUCGCGAGAAGCGCAGAGCCGUCGGCUACUACCGAGAGUCGGGUCUUUCACAGUACACCGUCGGUGGCCCCAACUCUCUGCAGUACUCGGACGGCGUGCACUUCCCUGCUCGCUGGGACCCGCGCUACGCUCUGCACUCAGGCGUGGGAGCCUUCCCCGACCACAGGGAGAACUACCAGGUUCACAGCGACGGCCCACGCUCGCCUGCCGCUGGGAUCAAUGGCCAGAAAAAUGAUUACUAUGCCAACUACAAGGAUGCCGUCACUGGCUUCUUGGUCAAUGGAACCUUGCCCGUUGAUGCGAGUCAGGGCGUCCAUUCGCUGACCGACGUGCCAGUCUUCGCACAGGGUCCAUGCCAGGAGUUGUUCGGUGGCGUUUACAACUCAAUCGACAUCUUCUUUGGUAUGGCUGAAUGCCUGGGCCUGUCAGAAACUAAGGCUCCUUCCGGGGCCUCUGGGUCCUCUGGAGCCUGUGCCGCCGGCCAGGUGAAGGACAAGGAUGGACAGUAA
This is a messenger RNA of Penicillium cinerascens, 2028 nucleotides long. RefSeq names its product alkaline phosphatase. Gene Ontology annotation, molecular function: alkaline phosphatase activity. The coding region runs from base 1 to 2028 and encodes 675 amino acids. Gene Ontology annotation, biological process: dephosphorylation. NCBI's taxonomy places the organism in Eukaryota, Fungi, Ascomycota, Eurotiomycetes, Eurotiales, Aspergillaceae. The transcript has 3 exons. The record is from RefSeq and is a predicted model, not a curated record.